AUGUUGGCUGCCGUGGAACAUGGUCCCAUCCUCUGCAGCGACUCCAACAUCCUCUGCCUCUCGUGGAAAGGCCGGGUGCCCAAGAGCGAGAAGGACAAGCCGGUGUGUCGGAGGCGCUACUAUGAGGAGGGCUGGCUCGCCACGGGGAACGGGAGGGGAGUCGUUGGGGUGACGUUUACAUCGAGUCACUGCAGGAGGGACAGGAGUACCCCUCAGAGAAUCAAUUUUAACCUGCGAGGACACAACAGCGAGGUUGUCUUGGUGCGUUGGAAUGAGCCCUUUCAGAAGCUGGCCACCUGCGAUAUGGAGGGAGGUAUUUUUGUGUGGAUCCAGUAUGAAGGAAGAUGGUCUGUGGAGUUAGUGAACGACAGAGGAGCCCAGGUGAGUGACUUCACCUGGUCACAUGACGGCACUCAAGCCCUCAUCGCGUACAGGGACGGAUUUGUGUUAGUCGGCUCAGUCAGUGGACAGAGACACUGGUCCUCAGAGAUUAACCUGGAGAGUCAGAUCACCUGUGGCAUCUGGACCCCUGACGAUCAGCAGGUGUUGUUUGGUACAGCAGAUGGUCAGGUGAUAGUGAUGGACUGCCACGGCCGGAUGCUUGCCCAUGUUCUGUUGCACGAGUCUGACGGGAUCGUGAGCAUGUCCUGGAACUGCCCCAAUUUCCUGGUGGAGGACAGCACAGAGAGCGACACUGACUCUGACGACAAUAUUCUGCCUUUAGUCGGAGUUACCUGAAUAAUUUUUUCUGUUUUCCUCCAAGUGCGGCGAGUCAAGCCACUGUUAACAGUCACCUUCUUAUCGGGAGAUAUCAGUUUGAUGAACAACUAUGAUGACCUCUCUCCUGCUGUAAUUCGCUCAGGGCUGAAAGAUGUUGAAGCCCAGUGGUGCUCCCAGGGAGAUCUGCUGGCUGUGGCCGGCAUGGAGAGACACGGGCUUCCCCCCGACUCUUCGUGUGGAUCCAUCAUGAGGAACGCCCUCGUUAAGUUUUAUAACGUCCAAGGAGAACACAUCUACACUUUGGAGACACCGGCGCAGAGACCCAUCACCACCAUCUGUUGGGGUCACAGAGACUCUCGUCUCUUCCUUGCCUGCGGCCCCGCUCUGUACGUGGUGCGUGUGGAGCACAGGGUCGCCAGCCUCCAGCUCCUAUGCCAGCAGGGCAUCGCCAGCGCCCUGCGAGAGGAGAAGGAUGUGGGGAAACUCAACAUGCCGUCGUUGCUCUGCUCUUAUGUCACCACUGCCUUCAUACCAACCAUCAAGCCCCCGAUCCCUGACCCCAACAACAUCCGGGACUUUGUCAGCUAUCCCACAGCUGGCAACGAGAGGCUCCACUGCACCAUGAAGCGGGCGGAGGACAGCCCGGAGGCGGGCGGACCCUGCUACACUCUCUACCUGGAAUAUUUAGGAGGGCUGGUGCCUAUUCUCAAAGGAAGGAGGAUCAGCAAAUUACGGCCCGAGUUCAUCAUCAUGGAUCCCAAAACAGACAACAAAGCAGAGGAGGUGUGUGUGAACCCGAUGAUCUCAUACGCCGACAGCUGUAACUGCUCAGACUCCAGUGACAUUGAGUUGAGCGACGAGUGGGUCGGGAAGAAGUCACCAAAGUUAUCCCGAAGAAACAGGUCAGAAAUGUUUCAAAGGAUGAACAUAGAAUCAAGAAAAUCCCCUAAACUCUCACGGACCAAUCAGGAAGGCCAGCGGUCGCCACGAUUACCGACAAAGAAGCCUCCGAUCCGAUCUCCCAGUCUGACACGACGGGAGUUUUCUAUGGAUGGAAUCACUGAGCACAACUACCUUGCUCAAGUCACAUCCAACAUUUGGGGAACAAAGUUCAAAAUAGUGGGACUUGCUUCGUUCCUCCCCGCCAACCUUGGAGCAGUCAUCUAUAAGACCAGUUUACUUCAUUUGCAACCGAGGCAGAUGACGAUCUACCUGCCGGAAGUGCGAAAGAUUUCUCACGACUUUAUGAGCCUGCCUGUGUUCAACCCUAAUGUGUUCAGUGAAGAUGAGGACGAUUUACCAGUUAUGGGGCCAUCGGGAGUGGCAGGAGACAAUCCUUCCUGUACGGUCAACAUUCCCAUCGCUCCCAUCCACAGCCCGGCUCAGGCCAUGUCCCCGACUCAGAGUAUCGGCCUGGUUCAGUCGCUCCUGGCCAAUCAGAAUAUUCAGCUCGAUGUUUUGACCAACCCCACAGCCACUGCGGCGGCGGCAGUCGCAGCAGCUGCGGCUUCUGUCCCGGUCACCGAUCACAGCCAGGAUGCAGUUGCAUCCCCGUACCCAGUACCGACCAGAUACUCAAACCCUGGCCAGGUGAUCUUCAACGGGCUGGAGAUGGGUCCUCUUCUUCCUGGUACUCUACCACCUCCGCCUCAACAUCUCCCGCCUCACCCACAGCGGCCUCUGGGGCUAGAACGAAUCGAGCACAUGCAGAUGCACACUCUGAAGCCAAGUCUGCCAAGGACUUUACCCCCCUCCUUCAGCGACACAGAUGGGUCCAUCGAGAUUCAGAUGAGGAAGGUGAAUCCUCCUCCUCCAUAUCCAGGCACUGCAGUCUCUGCAAUUGCAGGCGCAGCCGCAGCCGCAGCCACAGCCACACCUCAGACUCUUGUCACAAACAGCCCGAGCAUCCUGGCAACCGACCCCUGUCUGAAGAAGGAUGACUUCUUGCUUCACCCCGUCACUUUGCAGUACCCGACUCCUCUGGGGUAUGAAAGGAUCACGACCUUUGACAGCAGUGGCAAUGUGGAGGAGGUCUGUCGGCCACGCAGGCGCCUCAUUCGAAACCAAAAUGCAUACACUGUGCAUGGCAUCGGAGGCUCUGCCACACUCAGAGUCACCUCCUCUGAGAAUAAAAAAGUUCAGCUUCCGUACAGCUCAGCAACACUGAGUCGUCUCUCUGUCCCUCGAUACUCGAUACCAAGUGGAGACCCUCCUCCCUACCCUGAUCCGGCCAAUCAAGUAACUGCCACACUUCCUCAUCCCCAGAGAAGCGACAGCAGUCUUAUUCAUGCCACUCUACGUCGUGACCGCAGGGACGUGGGACUGAAAGUGCCGCAAAUGAUGGAAAGCUCAAGAACCCUUCCCACCAAGGCAAAAAUGAACAGUGCAUUAGCUCUCUCCUACCAGCAGAGGGUGCCCAGUGCAUUGUACACAUGCACACAGUGCAGUGGCACGGUGGUGAGGCAGGAAUUCCCAACGGGGAAAAGUUCACAUCACAGUACGAUUAUCGUGCACUCCAAGAGCACCUCCCCUCUGGCAUCCCACUCAUCGUACAGUCUGCUGGGUGCUGUUGAUAACAGCCGGGACAGAACAGUGUACGUAAACUCCGCCUAUACUGAAGACGAGACUUUAAAUCAACAGAGUCACCUUGAAAAAUCGAUGCGUCAGUUGACUCUCGGAGAUGUCAGUUUGACGGUGAAACGCCCUCCGCCUUACCAGUGGGACACAUCCACGGCCGAGGAGUUUUGGCUCACCCCAGAGCAAACCAUGUUAGCUCCUCAACCAGGACCUCAUAAACCACCUCCAAUCAUCAUUAGUCAGGCUCAACAAUUGGACAUGACACGCCUUCCGUUUGUGCUCACAACGAAAUCGCCAUCAAGUACGACCACGGGCACUCUUACUUUCCCAUCAGGUUACCAGAUAUCCCUCUCACCUUUUCCACCAGGUGUGGGUCACGGCGGUCCCCCACUUCAGACCUUACAGAACCCUCCACCACAAUGCUCUCCAAACGAAGUCCCUUUUGCUCAGCAGGAUCCCACUUUGGUCUUACCACCCGGUUACCCUUCAAGUCUCGCUAACCUGGCUUGCUGCCCCCUCCCUCCGAUGUAUCCUGGAACCAGCUCAUGUUCUGGACUCCAGCUGCACCCUGUCAACCUCCAACCCUGGAACCCCUACCCCUGCCCACCACCCAUGCAAGACCCUCCAGCACCUCCCCUCCCAACCAAAACCCAUCAGAUUUUAGAGAAGCCGAUUCUCUCCCCACCUCCCCCGACUGGACCACCCCCGCCACCUCCUCUCCCGCCUCCCCCUCCACCUACCGAUCUACCACCAUCCAAAAGUGCCACAGAGGAUUUGACAGAGUCUGCGAACAAUUUUCCAGAGCCAUCAUCCCUGAAUGAGAGCCCUGUGCCGCAGGAGUCGGAGCGCUUCAACAAGAAGAGCCGUAAAAGACUGGACAGCAGGGCUGAGGAGGCCAACAUGACCACCCUCUCCGAGGGCAAGUCCAGGAAGGAAGGGCGAGCGCUCUCUGACUUCAACACGCUCAUUUCCAGCCCGAGGCUUGGCAGCAGAGAGAAGAAGAAGCCCAAAGGGCCGAGAGAGCAACUCAAUAAAACCAAGAAGAUGAGCAGGACAACGAAUGAGUUCCAGGAUAGUUCCGAGAGCGAGCCAGAGCUGUUCAUUAGCGGCGAUGAGCUCAUGAACCAGAACCAGAGUAGUAAGAAGAGCUGGAAGAACAAGCGCAGCAUGCGUAUGGCGAGCGAGCUGGAGGAGAUUAAAUGUCGCAAGGCGAAUGAAAGAGAGGACCGUAGUUUAGGCAGCCAAGGAUUUGUCUACGUCAUGGCCAAUAAACAACCAUUGUGGAACGAAGCCACGCAGGUCUACCAGCUGGACUUCGGAGGACGAGUCACGCAGGAGUCCGCAAAGAAUUUUCAGAUCGAGUUGGAUGGUCGACAGGUGAUGCAGUUCGGGAGGAUCGAUGGCAACGCCUACAUCUUGGAUUUCCAGUAUCCUUUCUCAGCAGUGCAGGCAUUUGCUGUGGCCUUGGCCAACGUGACUCAAAGGCUGAAGUGAAAAGUUUUAUUUUUUGUUUUUGCAGAA
Messenger RNA from Pleuronectes platessa (European plaice), 4818 nucleotides. RefSeq names its product TUB like protein 4b (gene tulp4b). NCBI's taxonomy places the organism in Eukaryota, Metazoa, Chordata, Actinopteri, Pleuronectiformes, Pleuronectidae. The transcript is spliced from 16 exons. The record is from RefSeq and is a predicted model, not a curated record. Gene Ontology annotation, molecular function: protein binding.